Molecule: messenger RNA, 1662 nt
Organism: Entrophospora sp. SA101
Lineage: Eukaryota; Fungi; Glomeromycota; Glomeromycetes; Entrophosporales; Entrophosporaceae
Source: the annotation of a GenBank genome assembly
AUGUUCAUUUACGUUAGAUGUGAGGAAAAAAAUGUUAAAACUGAAUGUAAACCAACUGAUGAUAUUAAGGAACUUAGAAAUAAAAUAGCAGAAAGAUUAGGAAUAAAAUAUUCACCAGAGAAGCAAAGACUAUUUUUUGGUGGAAAACAGCUCGAAAACGGUCAUACACUCUUUCAUUAUGGAAUCAAAAACACUAACACCGUGUUACUUUUUCAGCAAGAUCCGAUUAAACAAAAAGUAACUAAACUUGAUAACAAUAUUUCUGUUAAAAUACCUAUCGUAGCAAUAGUAGAAGAAACAAUACCACCAGUACCAUUAUCAAAUCAGAACAAUGAUUGUGGAUGUAAUGUUUGUGGAGGAAAAGGCGAAGAAGAAUCUACUGUUGUUUGUGAUGAAUGUCAAUACUAUUUUCAUUUUAGGUGCUUAAAACCUCGAAUGACAUCACUUCCUAAAGAUGAUUGGUUUUGUGACGUGUGUAAAAAUGAUAACAGUAAAGUAAUUUUGGCAGGACAGAAAUUGGAUUUAACUAAUUCCAAAAAAUCAAAAAUGCAUUCUGCUACUCAGACAAAAAAAUGGGGAGGUGGUAUGGCUUGUGUUGGUUUAACCAAAAAAUGUGAAAUUGUUGGUCCUGAUCAUUUUGGACCAAUACCUGGAAUUCCUGUUGGCUCAUCUUGGAAGUAUCGUAUAAAUUGUUCUGAAUCUGGAGUACAUCGUCCACCGGUUUCGGGUAUAGCAGGAAAAGCACGUGUAGGUGCUGUUUCAAUUGUUCUCGGAGGUGGGUAUCCUGAAGAUAAAGAUAAUGGUGAAGAGUUCACAUAUACUGGCAGUGGUGGGAGAGAUUUGAAAACUGGUAAUAAACGAACUGCUGAGCAAUCAAGUGAUCAAGAACUUACAAAACAAAAUGAAGCGCUUGCAUUAACAUGUGACGCACCAAUUAAUAAAAAUGAAGGUGCUGAAGCAAAAGAUUGGACAAAAAGUAAACCAAUUAGAGUUUGUCGUACAGAUAAAUUGAAAAAACAUAAUCCACAAUAUGCACCUGAUGAAGGAGUUCGUUAUGAUGGAAUCUACAAAGUAGUCAAGUAUUGGCCUGAAAAAGGAACAUCUGGUUUUAUUGUUUGGAGAUUUUUUAUGCGACGUGACGACACUGAACCAGCUCCUUGGACUCCGGAAGGAAUGAAAAGAAUAAUAGAUUUAGGAUUAAAAAUGUAUAUGCCAGAGGAAUGCAAAGAUAAUAGAAAACAUAGUUUAACAACUGAAGAAAUUUCUGGGAAAAGUUCCUUGUCAACGUCAAAAAAUAAGAAGGCUAGGAAAGCUUCAAACUACAAGUUGCCCAGUGAUACUUUGAAAUUGAUAAAGAAAGAUAUAUUGAACAAACGUGUUUGGAACACUGUAUUGAGAUCAGAAUAUGAAACUUUAGCUGAUUUGAUUUCAAGUCUUGUUGAAAAACAUUUCAAAUGUCCAGUAUGUCAUGAGUUGUUAGAGGAUCCUGUGACUACACCAUGCACACAUAGUAUUUGUAAUGAAUGCAUAAAACAAUCUGUAAAAUAUUAUGGUAAAAAGUGUCCAGAAUGUCGAACAAAAUUCAAGGAAGAUUUAGAAUGUUCCAAGAAUCAAAAUUUGGUUGAUGCAUUAAAAAGCAUUAUACCUACUUACGGUCUCUAA